This is a messenger RNA of Debaryomyces fabryi, 297 nucleotides long. RefSeq lists its product as uncharacterized. The transcript has a single exon. Bases 1 to 297 code for a protein of 98 amino acids. The record is from RefSeq and is a predicted model, not a curated record. NCBI's taxonomy places the organism in Eukaryota, Fungi, Ascomycota, Pichiomycetes, Serinales, Debaryomycetaceae.
AUGGACAGCUAUAGGAAAUAUGUUGAAACAGAUCUAGAAAACACCAUUAAGUUUGAAUAUUCUACGUUGUUUUAUGGGAUGGCGAUUGAGUUUAACAAUUUGGACAAAAUUCAUGAAUUGAUUGUCCAGAACCUGUCUGUGGGACAAGAUGAACUAGACAUUGAUAAUCAUGAAUUGAUGGAACUGGAAAUCAAGAAAUUGUUUCAAAAUUAUAGGAAAAAUGAAUUAAGUAGAUAUGGAAUCGAUUUGGUUUAUCAGUCAGACACACCUGUGUCUAUUGAUGAGCCUAUGAUGUAA